AUGAGCAUGGGUGUCUUUGCAGGAGCUACAGGAAUAGUCAAGUGUUUCUAUCUCUUCAAGUUCGAUCCUUCGAGCAUAGCGACGGCAGCCGGCCUCUAUAUUUGGGAAAGCGCCGAGAUAUCGGCAACAAUCAUGGCUGCAUCGAUUCCGAUGCUACGGAAGCUGGCGCUCAACGCAGGGACACGAGACUCGCCGCCCGAGAGUGGCGAGAAUGUGUUAUUGUCAAACUUUCGACGUCAAUUGCGCAUUUUUGGUCUCAAAAGCGAACAGACGAAUAACACGACAAGCUCGUCUCGUCCGUAA
Diaporthe amygdali is the source of this 303-nucleotide messenger RNA. RefSeq lists its product as uncharacterized. The record is from RefSeq and is a predicted model, not a curated record. The transcript is spliced from 3 exons. The coding region runs from base 1 to 303 and encodes 100 amino acids. Lineage: Eukaryota; Fungi; Ascomycota; Sordariomycetes; Diaporthales; Diaporthaceae.